AUCUCUGCAGUAGCUAUCUCUCUCUUUCCCUCUCUCUCUCUCUCUCUCUUGCUCAUUUCUCUCUCUGCCGGCUUUCAGUGCACUUUCUGCUUUCCUACCCUCGCUGCUGGCUCUGCUCCAGCAUCCCUCUGUGCCUCAUGCGUGCUCUCCUCCACCCGUCCUGCAGCUUAUGUUUCCCCCAGUGAGGUUUGCUGGCCAGGCUGCUUCUCUAGCUGUUGCUGCUGGAGCAGAGGGGGCUGCUUGAUACUGCACUGUUAAGGCGCCGCUGCCGCUGCUCUGCCUCACGUCUCAUCUCUGCCUGUUCCCUCACAGUGUGAUUUCUUGGAUUUUCAGCCUUCCCGAACAGCGGCAGAGGACAGAGAAGGAGGGAGGGGAACAGACAGAGUCUCCUCGUUCUACUGCUGCAUUGUCCCGCCUGUCUUUUUCUUUUACCGGGCUGCUGGAGAACAACUGGACAGAGGAGAGCUCUUCUCUUCAGUGCUUCCCAUCUCUGCUUAUUCCUGGGACAGGGUGCAGGGGAGGAGGGAAGAAGGAGGGACUGCAAACAGGAGUCCAGACUCCUUCUCUUAGCUGCACAGCUCAGUGUCCCACCUUGUUCUAGAGGCACAUAAGUCCAAAACAAAACCUGUUACUGGUUGACAAGAAGGCAGCUUGUCAAGGACAUACACUGUGGGCUUACAGAGGAACAGACGGGACCACAGACAGGCAGGCAGGCAGGUGGUGUCGGUGUCAUGGCGUCAGUGGACAGCACCGGUUUGAGUGUCUCUGGUCGGCUGCGAUCAGGGGAUCUGCUCCACGCUGGUCUUAUACUUGUGCUACUGCUUGGUGCUUGGAGAGUUGGUGGAUUGGAGGUUUCCACGGGUAAAGUUUCCUCAAUAGAAGCAAUGAAUGGCUCCACAGUUCUGUUGCCCUGCACUUACUCAUCUUGCAUUGGCAUCAAAAACCUCUACUUCAACUGGAAAUACAAUGACAAUGGGACUUUUUUAAAGCUGUGUGAAGCAGAGAUUCCCACGGAGAAAGUGGAGCCAAAGGUCCAUGUUUUCCACGAACGUGUUGAGUUUGUUGGCUCCUCAAAGACAAACAACAUCUCCAUCUUGUUGUGGAACAUAACUUUUGAGGAUGAAGGGGAAUACACCUGUUUUGCCAGAAACCCAAAGGAGAAGAACCGCAACCACAGUGCUAUCUUCACGCUUAUCGUGGUCGACCAAAUGAAGGAGGUCGACAACACAUUGACAGUCAUAAUUGUCUCAGUUCUGGGUGGAGUCAUUGGUUUAGUUAUCCUCAUCAUGGUGAUAAAGGCAGUGGUCCUUCAUGUUCUACACAAGGGUAAUGAGAAGACUAAAGAGUGCCUGGUGAGCUCCUCAGGGAACGACAAUACAGAAAAUGGACUUUCAGGAGCCAAAGCUGACAACAAAGCUACACCAAAGGCUUAAGUGUAAUGUAAUGAUUGUAUGUUUGUAAAUAUGUUAGAGGAUUAUACAUGCUGAAAGAAAAAAAAAAAGCUCUUAUCAACGGACUGUUUUAUCCUACUAGAAUCUAAAUAAUGCAACUUCUGAAUAUCUAUUUUAAAUUAUGCUUGAGAUCUGGGAAGUGUAGACUGUGCAAGAGGCUGGAUCACUCUGUAUCUAUUGUGAAAGCCCAGCAGGCGCACAGUGUGCUGCCUGUUCUACGACUCUCAUCUGUAUGUUACUGAACCCAAAGCUUCAGAGGUUUUAGUUACGUCUGUCUGUAAUUGUAGAACUGCCCAUUCAAUUAUCGUCAUUUAUAUUACCACAUUAUAGCCACAGACAUGGAUUAAACUGUUCAGUUUGAAUUUACACCAUUUAAUUUAAAUUCAUACUUGAAUCCAGACAAAACUAACCAACAGAUUAAACACUGCUGGUGUUUAAUCUACAAGUCAUAAAUAAAAGUAAACAUUUCUCAAUCAUCAGCAAACAUAAUAAAUGAAACGAUACAUGUACAUUACUGCCAUAGGUGUUGUUAGCAUUAACAACUUGAUAUUUUGCUACUGACUGAGAGUUUGAAACCAUAACUUACUGUGCCAGUGAGUAAUGAGGCAACUGCACAUUUCUCCUCGGUUUUUCAGGUUUACAACCAGGGGCGGGCGAGAUCCACAUUGAUUUGCUUCACUAAUGCCAGUGGAAGAUUGACAGUACAGUACAUCUGGCUAAUCACUGUGGACAGCUUUUCUUGUGGGACAGAAUGAUCCAGUUGAGCACAGGUUUGAAGGUUUUGGUUCGGAUAAACACUGGUGCCUGUUCUGCUUUUGCUCCCUCUGCUGAUGGGAGGAUAAAACUCAUCAACAUCCUAAAACUCCCCAAACCCUCCAAGACAAUCCUGAGAGUACCAUGCUCCCCAUAGAGACGAAUGACUUUAAUCCUGCUGCUUCUAAUACUCAAUGCAAUUUUAGCAUGUGCGCAUUUUGUACAUUCUCACAUGAGCGUAUGCUGCACCAUUACACACCAACAAUAGUUUGUGUCUCAUUUAGCAUUUCCAAAGCCGGCUUAAUUGCUGAAAUAAACACUUUACACCAAUUUAGGGUUAUUUAAAUUGCGACCCACCUCCACCCCAUUUCUGUAAAACAUCAGCCUAUUGGAGGAGUGUAAGAUGUUGUUAUUUUGGUUAGUUGAUCUACAUGAAACUAGUCUGGAUUCCAGCUUUAACCCUCAAAGAAAACCUAAGCAAAACAUCUUUAAAAUACAUUGCACAGCACAAAUUAUUAUUGAAAUUCCAGCAAAAAAGAAAGUCACUGAAAAACAAUCUAAAAACUAUCGAGUCAUACAGUUAAAACAUAGAUACUGUUCCCGUUUCCUAGAGAAGCUAUAUAAAUUUUUUUAUGUUCUGAAAGGAAUUUAUAAUCAUACCACAAGGCCUGUGGGUGGUUAACUAAGAAAACAUAACAUUAUAUUUAGAGUUAACACAUUAACACAGGGAAGAUAGUAUCUGGUGUCCAUGAGAGUUUGUGGUACCUCGUGUGCACCAGAUAGGGGAGCCCCAGCAGAAGCUUCUUAAAGAGACAGAAGCCAAUUUUGAGGUGUCAGAUUGUAAAGUCAAAUUUCUUAUAAGACAUGUUUGAUAUAUACAACAUUUUUAUAACAACUGAAGGUAACACGUUUACUUGAUUGUGCUAUAAAAUGUUACUAUAUGCCUGGAGAGUACAUAAUAAAACAUAAUAAUAACAGAAUAGAGGAAAUCUGGGCUGCAACUGUCACCUUAAAUACUAAAUUAUUUUUGUACAGUUUCACUGAUUGGAGUAAAUGUAAAUAAGCAUAAGCACAGGCGAGUGAGUUGGAGAAGAAAGCAAUUACACUUUUCAGUUUUGCAAGUUUUGCUUUAGUUUUUUAUUAUCCAGCUUGAAAAUUGUAUUAUUUUUAUAAAUAAUUUUGGUAGAGUGACAUGUAAUGUAUAAAUAUAGUACGAACGCAAUAACCAAAGUACAUGAUGCACUUUCUGUAUAUUAUUUAAAACAGCAGAGGUGGCUCCACUGUAGGCUACAUCAAAACUUGGCAUAUGUUUGACAAAAGUCUUUUAGUAGAAUGGCUGUCCUCUCUUUGGUCUAAGCUAGUUUACUGGGUGUGAGAUUUUAGUAAUUCAAUGUUUACAGUAUUUACACAAAAAUUUGAAACACGGUCUAAUCACCUUUAUUAAUAACAGAAAUCAACAAGCGCAGUGUAUCCUCUUCUAAAAGAUGAUACAGCAUAUUGGUUAUUAAGGUUUAUUUUCUUUACAAUUUGAUUUUGAUAGACACAAAUAAGCAAAAGUAUCGAAUAACUAUUUUUCAUAUUUUAUACCAGUUCCACAUUAGUUAUUCAGCUAGUUAUGUUAUAUCUUAGUUUGGCUUUCUGCUUUGGUAGCGACCCCGGAGUACGCUGCCCGGGACUUGCAAAGUGAGUGAUAGGCGUCACUACUUUUGUUCCUGGAAACAGAAGUUAUACAGUUAGCCAUAUUUUUCUUUCAUGUAGGCCACAGAAAAAUGUAGAAACUUUAUUUUAGCCAGCUGACUGUCAGUGCACAGCAACAGAAGGGAGAAUGGCAGCGCUGUGAUGCUUUAUGCACCAUAAAGCCAUUUUAAGGACCCCAAACCAUAAGAACAGUGUGAUGGAUAAUUUUAGCGAUUAUGAAACUGUCACUUCUUAAAAAACUGGAUAUAGUUUGAUAUUCAUAAACAGCCCAUGCUUAAUAUACAGCGUCUAGCAUAGUCCACAUGUCAGAGUAGUCAGUAAGUUUCAUUGGUCAGGUACUUUAAAGUUUGGUCACUGAACAUCACAAGAAGUUUCCUUUUAGGUUGUAAUUAUUAUGUAAUUAGUAUCCAGUAAAAUUGUACAAUCUUAGCAACUUUUGAUGCUAAGUAGUUUGAAAAGUAAAGAACACAGAAAUGCAAAAAUGCAUGUUGGAGCAUGUCUUCGUAAAGUAACAUUGACAAAUUCCUAUGAAACUGUACAGUCAAUGAAAUCUCCAUUUCCCCCAUUUCAAGGUAACAUAGCAAAACAUUGUGUUAAAAGCACUUAGGAAACCAGAGAAUCUAUUUAUUAUUUUUUUUUUUAGAUUUACAGCAUGAGGUCACGUCUGUGCAGCAGGCAGACUUGACCCGCUGAACACACAUUCAAAACCUCAGUAAGUGAAAGUCACACGCAUACAGAAAUCCAUCCACACAGAGACUUACAUGCUCCUAGCCACUUUAAUACCACGAGAUAGUAGACCGGCCUUUCAAAGAAAAAAAAAAAAAAAUCACGCACUUUACUAAAGCAAAAUGCAAUUUUGUACAAAGUUAUAAAUGGUGUUUCUGAUUUUUUUUUUUCCACACAUUGUAUUAUUUAAUUUGAUCAUUUUGAAUUCUUCAUUUGUACCAGUUCCUUGCUCUCUUUUAUGAGAGUGCCGCUCUUGCUUUCAAUGGAAGCAAUAAGGCAGACAUCAGAUGAUGCAAUAACCUGUUGCAAGGCACUUUAUAGAUGUGUCUGGACAGCCAGGCAGCUCUGUCUGUCCUCGGCAUAUCUCAUUGUACCAAUGUGUAUAUCGAUACCACACAAAUGCAUUUUGAUCUAAUGUUCUGGCAUUAGCAUCAAAUAGCUUGAUUGAUUUGUGCUAGAUAAAGGAAACUGCAUUCCAUUUACACUUAGCAUUAAAUUCACUGUGCAGAUUUAACAUCUGCAAUUAGCCUCAAAGCCAUAAAAAGUUAUAAAAAUCUCCUUAUUGUUUCUUUAAUGUGGAAUUGGCAUGAAUUAAGAUCUAAUUGAACUGUGCUUCAUGUACAGCUGCCAAGUAAAUAACUUCAAAAGAACUGACGAAAAUCCAACUGCAUAUGCUUACAUACUUUGACGCCACACAAAGCAGCCGAUCUCCUGCUCUUGAUAUUAUAAACGGAUCGCAAUUAUCUGUUUCACUUAUCAGAAGCCCAUGUUGCUGAUGCAGUUAGCAUUAUUAAUAUCCAACUCAGUCUUGUAGUACGCCAUUGACAAGAUCCUAUUUGGCAAUGUGCAAUGCUGUAUAUUAAGAGGACGUUUUGUUGUGAAUGUCUUGAGGAGACAGAUGUGUUCACUUGAAUGCCAUCUGGAUAAAUGUGUCUCUUACUUUCCUAAAUUAGUUCAGGCAAUCAGAUUUCAUUCAGCAACUGCAUGCGACACAAAUGCUUUCAAACUCAUGAGACGCGACAGGGUUAAACAAAAAUGGAUUAGGUUAUCCUCCACUUGGCAGUUUUAAGUGCAAACUGUCUAUAGGUUGGAAUUAUUUUGCUUGGUGUAAAUGGAAAGGAGAAUGAUUUAUAUUCCUAGAGCAGUGAUUAGUUGGAUGUAACCAAAUACUGUGCAGAAAUUGUGCGGUGUUGUAUGUAACAGUGUCCUUAAUAUGCUCUAAAAUGUGAAUGUUAUGGAUGUAGGGAUGCUCUACUGACACACAUACUAAGAUCCAGGCACAAUUGUAAAACCCUUCCUUUACAGAUCCCUCAACAAAAAAAAAGGUGCAUAUCUACAUUCACUGUCUUCCUGCAGGCGAAAGCAAUACUGGGGAGUCGAUGUGUUUGUUAGUGUUAGUUUACCCGAUAUGUCUUACCCUCUCAUUAGCAUUAUGGAUACAGUACUUGUUUUCACAAAAAAAAAAAAAAAAUACUGUUCUAUUUUUUUGAUUUUAUUUAGGGUUUCUGCAAGUUAAGGAUUCUUGCUUGUGCAAAAUUUUGUUCUUGCA
This is a messenger RNA of Poecilia latipinna (sailfin molly), 6177 nucleotides long. RefSeq names its product sodium channel subunit beta-4-like. Bases 732 to 1433 code for a protein of 233 amino acids. Gene Ontology annotation, biological process: regulation of ventricular cardiac muscle cell membrane repolarization; regulation of sodium ion transmembrane transporter activity; cardiac muscle cell action potential involved in contraction. Gene Ontology annotation, molecular function: sodium channel regulator activity; transmembrane transporter binding. The record is from RefSeq and is a predicted model, not a curated record. NCBI's taxonomy places the organism in Eukaryota, Metazoa, Chordata, Actinopteri, Cyprinodontiformes, Poeciliidae. The transcript is spliced from 5 exons. Gene Ontology annotation, cellular component: voltage-gated sodium channel complex; plasma membrane.